ACACAGGACAGACGUUCUCGGACAUCGGGCGAGAGCGGGUGGCCGGUUGUGCACCUGCCGCCUCCGCUCCGCACGCGUACUACGCUACGAUAAUCACAAACAACAAUAGUCUGCGUAUUAAAGAAAAUUGUAUCAUACUGUUUUCGUGUCACAUAUUUCAAAUAACAAUUCAAAAACUCAUUUCGGACUAUAUUUGGGACAGUUUUGUAUCAAAAAUUUCCUUUUUUAGAGACAGUGGUGAAAAUUGACACACGUGAAAAUUUUCUUUUGAAAGUGUUAUAAUAAUAAUUAGAAGCAGAGCCGUGCCAAUAGAUGAGAUAAACUUUGAUGUGAUAAGACUUAUGAUUGGUCAAAACGGGUGGACAAAUAUUGGAAGUUGUGAACAUAAUCGUCGCAUCAUGAAAAGGAAAAAGUAAGAGUUGGUACAACUGAGUUUUCCGUACUGUCAACGGGAUGAAGAAAUUGAGAAGAAUGAUUACAAUUAUCAGUUUACGUGUUAUCCGUCGGACUUUAGUAGAGGAUUAGUAUGACACCUCGACCUUUACUAUCAAAAACGUUUUGAGAGUGGGACGAUAAGCCGCCGGACCGACGGCGGCAUAUGUGAAGUGCUAACAGGCAGAUAGCGAUAUAUUAAGAUAAAGAUUUUCUGACGAUAAAGCAGUUGUUGAAGAUCUAAAAAUAGGUGACCAAAUCAAGAUGAGAAUCAAAAUGCCAGCUGUACGCAUCGCGCAAGCGGAUGCGGACAGCGCGGCAGAAGGCGGCGGCUCGCCGACACCCGGCGUGCCAGCCGACACGCUGACAUGCGGCGCGUGUCGCAGAGCCUUCGCGCUGGCGGACAUCGUGCGGUUCAUACAGCACAAGGUGUCCUCCUGCGACAAGGACCUCACGUCCUACCACUGCUUCAGCGCCGGUCCAAAUUCAGACCAAGAAGAUGGAUCUAGACCUGGUCAAGUGGCGACCGGUAACUCCAGCGGUCGAAGGCCUUCGCUGCUAACAGCGCGGCGACCUCCCAGCAGCAGAGUGCAUACGCCGCCGAUGGUCAGCCCCUCAAUAGCACCACCUGACCUACUGGAAGAUGGCGGCGCUUCCAGUACACCGAAACGGCUAUUACAUGAAGCCGACCCUGGUGCAUCAACGCCUAAGAGACGAGCAUCAACAUCACCCAUGCCCUCAAGUUCCCCUGAUGAAGACAUCAAACCUAAAAUCAAACAAGAACACAUGGAUACCACAGGUUCACCUGAAGAUCACAAAAAGUCUAGAACUGAAGUUGCUGAUGCUGAAUCUAACACUAUGCAUAGUGAACCGAGCAACUACGUCUGCUCGACGUGCAAGGCGCGCGUCCACUCAGCAUGGAGACUGGUUCAGCAUGUGCAACACGUCCAUGGCGUGAAGAUCUACGUGGAGAGCAUGCCACAGCAACUGCCGAGCAAACAGAACCAUUCGACUUCCAGCACCUCUUCUUCGAGCUCUGGUUGCUCGUCUACUGGCGCGCCUCUCCCACCUCCGUCACUACGUCACCACCCUUUGUUACCGCCACCAGACAUGCAUUCCCCUUUUGGAGUUGGUGGUUUACUGCGGAUGCCGCUUCCGGGAAGUUUACCACCGCUAGCUCAUCCAUCCGUGCCCCCGACACCUUUAUUCGCCCGCCCAAACCAUCACGACCAUAGAUUUCGUAUGGAACAACUAGUUUCAGAACAGUUUCGUCACCACGGGCUGAAUUUAGCUGCAGCGGCGGCUGCGGUUGCAGCGAACUCCCUGCCCCCACAUCAAGCCUUUCCUUCCCCAGCGGAUAGGCCACCCGUGAUUCCUACUUCACUCACGGGUCGGGAAAGACAACCUCCCGUAUCUCAACCCCUUUCAUUAGAACCCCAGCUGGAUUUUUACUCGCAGCGCUUGCGGCAACUGGCCGGUACGACCAGUCCAGGGGCGGCCACAGGCAAUUCGAGCUCUCCUAGCCCCAGGAAGCAUUCGCCGCCGUUCGCUUCCCCGUCGCCCUCCCGAGUCGGUCAGACUCCACCGGCGGGCGCCGGACCCGGAACGGUGGACACCCCCCGAGAAGCUACUAAACCUCACAGUUCGAUAUCACCCGAACGUCGUAGCGAACCUCAGCCCGCUGAUGCACCUCCACCGGAAAGGCAGUCAGCGACACCACCUGCUAAAAGAAGUAAUGAUGAAGCAUGUCAUACUUGUGAAUUCUGUGGUAAGAAAUUCAGAUAUGAAAAUAGUCUAGUAGUUCAUCGACGCACACAUACCGGUGAAAAACGUUUCAAAUGUAAUCAAUGCGACGAAGCAUUUGAAAAGAAUUCAAAGUUAAAAAAGCAUUUGAAAAUCCAUCGAGGCGUCGAUGCAAAUACUGAAGAAGGUGAAUCUGGUGGCGAUACCGGAGAAGACGAUUCAGAGGAUGAACUAGAUGAUGAGGAAUUAGAUGAAGAAGAAGAAAAUGAGGAUGGAGAAGACGUUGAGGAAGCUGAAGAUUUGACAGUUUCAAAUAGUAGUGCACCUGCUCCACCUCGAAAACAAUCUUUACCAAUUCCAGCUCAUCCACCCUCUGCAUCUGUUGUUGGAGAGCUAAUGGACAAAUUUGGUUUAUCUAAUAUUGCUCAAUAUAGUGAAGCGUUUAAGCAAGCUCUUCAAGAGUCGGGAAACUCGCUUAAGUGGCAAUUAGCAAAAGAUCGUGACAAUAAUAACGGUCCUCCUCCUGAAAAACCUAACGGUAUGCCUCCUACAGCUGCAUUACGACUGAAGGAAGAAUUUGCUAAGAUGCCACCCCAACCACAUCCCCUAUUCAACCCCUUUGAAAAUCCAUUCGAAGCUUCUAAGCGUAUGAAACUGGAUAUGGAAAGGAACGAGGGAUGGUGGUUACCAACAUUACACGCACAACGCCCGCCCGAUAAUAUUUUUGACGGACUGAAAAAUAGUGGUAACGGUUUGCUUCAAAACCCUCUGUUGAAAUCAAAAGAAGGUCGUCGUAACGACACGUGUGAAUAUUGUGGUAAAGUAUUUAAGAACUGCUCAAACCUCACAGUGCAUCGGCGAUCUCACACCGGUGAGAAACCAUACAAAUGUGAACUAUGUUCCUACGCAUGUGCUCAGAGUUCCAAACUGACAAGGCAUAUGAAGACGCACGGUAGACUUGGCAAAGACGUAUACCGGUGCAGAUUCUGUGAGAUGCCUUUCUCAGUACCGUCGACUCUCGAGAAACAUAUGCGUAAGUGUGUUGUGAAUCAAAGUAAUGGUGCUCCACUUGCUUUAUCCGAUGACUCUAACGCGUGUCGAGAUGAGGCCUCGUGACUCUACCCAUGGGGUGGCCUUCGCCUGCCACCACCCACGCCGCUCAGUCAGAUCUUCUAGAUCUAAACUGUUCAAUCGUUUCGUCGCCAGUACAUCUAAUUUUUAAGUUUUCGUCGCAUAUCGAUCACGUCUGGGGUCGGCAUUUGUUCAAUUUCUAGUCUUAAGGAAUAAAUUGUGACGAAAUUAAUAUUUAAUAUAAUAAAUACCCAUUGCAAUAUGAGCCCAAAAAUCUUAGCAUUGAAGGGCAUUAAUUUAAAUGAUAGAUAUACAUUUAGCAACAUAUCUUUCGUAAGAGUGAGUGUUGAGAGUUCCCGUUGCAUUGUUGGUGUUAGUUCGUGAGAGUUUUUGGUUAUUUUCUUUGGAGGCUGUACUAUGAUCUUUACGUUACGUAUUAUCUAACUUGUUUUGUCAUGUUUUAUUGAUUGUAUAAAGGAAACCCAUGCCAAAGUUAGCUACGUUGAUUUAUCCAGUAGAACAUUUAGAGGGUAAGCUGUAUAGUGUCAAUUAAACCAGUUUUUUCAGUAUUUCUAAGAUCUUGUGUAGCAUUAUGUGUAUCUGGGUUGUAAGUUGUUUUCGUAAUUUUAGGAUAUUAUGUACAAUAUAAAUCAAAUGUUUCCUAUUCUAGUUAAAACUUGUAAAUACGAUCGCUGUAAGUGUAAAUCGAGUACCUACCUAUUGAUGUUCAUAUUUAUAGACAACAAUAAUUCGCAAAUUAUAAAUUACUUUUCGGCAAGAACGGUGAGUUUCCUGUAAUCGAUAACUUAGCAUUGUAGAAAGCAAAAUUGGAAUCGUUUAUAAUGGUAGGUGUUAUUACCAGCAAGGUACUUUAUAUUUAACUAGUGUUUAAAUUUAUUAAAUUAAAAUAUCUUGUGAGACACUUGAUCUUCAUUUCCAAGCUUCUGUUUCAAGCGAAACGAGAGCAUGUUAUUUUAUUAAGACUGAAAAAUAUUCCAGUUUUGUUUUUAUUGAUGAAUGUUUUCUUGUGAUUCGUCGUAAACCUAUCACUGUACCUUUAGUCCAAGUGUGAAUUCUUUCAGUAUACGUACUUAAUGUAAAUUAUGAUAGAAUUUAUAUUAGAUAAUGAUAAGUAAAUUAUAAUAGAUAACUCCAUUUUGUCUCCUGAAUCGAUCUCCUUAUAUCUAUUUUUUUAUAACUAGGACCUCUUUAGAAGCUAUAUCAUUUCACAAGCAAAUGAUAUCGUCUAGACAGGACCUAGUUACUUUGUGAUGCAUAGUUCUUUUCUAAUUUAUAUCUGCAAUAGAUAGUCUUGUUUGAAAUGAGACAUAGAGUCCAUCUCUACUGUCCAAUUUAUUAUAUUGGACUAUGUUAUGGAACUUAUGCCCUUUCUGAACAAGAUUUGACUAAUGUUUUAUCUGUAAAUUCUUCUUUUAUUUUAUGUCCUUCUAAACUAAAAUUUUAACUGUCAAUCAACUUGAACGAUUAACCACGACUAGUAUGACUUUUUGUUAAAUAUAUAAACUGCAAGCCGUGCAAUUGUAUUGUUUGAAAUAUAAAUCAUACAUGCUAUUUUAUUUGAUAUCUUACAAGAAUAACUUUCUUAUAAUAUGUCUCAUUAAAUAUGACAAAAAUCAUGUUUAUCUAAUUAGUAUAUAUAUUAAAUAGAAAAGUUACAAUACGUUUGUGGCUAUCGUUCAUUUUGACCUUAUCUUAUAUAUCAAGACUAUUUUUUAUAUAUAAUUUUACCUUUAAGAAAUUCAAUCCUUUAUUUCUUGUAGACUUUCAUUAUUUUACCUUAGCCUCUCUACGAUACGGUAGUUGUAGAUUUAUUAGUACAAACACAUUAAAAAAUGUUUAAAUUUAAAACUUGUUUUGUAAAAAAAACUCCCAGUGGUUUAAAAUUGUACUUACAUCGUAGGGAAGUUGGAGGAUUUAGACUUAGGUCGACAAAAUGGGUAUGGUAAUAGUAAAACAAAAUAAAUUACUAAGACAAAUUUUAUUGUGUAAUUACCUAUGUGAAAGAUGAACUGUUUUUAUUAUUUUUCAUUUUUAUUAUUUUUAUUUCAAUAAAUAUCCACGAUUUGUUAAUCAAAAA
Messenger RNA from Bicyclus anynana (squinting bush brown), 5344 nucleotides. RefSeq names its product B-cell lymphoma/leukemia 11A (gene Cph). Gene Ontology annotation, molecular function: RNA polymerase II cis-regulatory region sequence-specific DNA binding; DNA-binding transcription factor activity. Gene Ontology annotation, cellular component: nucleus. NCBI's taxonomy places the organism in Eukaryota, Metazoa, Arthropoda, Insecta, Lepidoptera, Nymphalidae. Bases 697 to 3291 code for a protein of 864 amino acids. Gene Ontology annotation, biological process: regulation of transcription by RNA polymerase II. The record is from RefSeq and is a predicted model, not a curated record. The transcript has 5 exons.